Molecule: messenger RNA, 1172 nt
Organism: Gloeophyllum trabeum ATCC 11539
Lineage: Eukaryota; Fungi; Basidiomycota; Agaricomycetes; Gloeophyllales; Gloeophyllaceae
Product: WD40 repeat-like protein
Exons: 8
Coding region: 31-993 (320 amino acids)
Cellular component (GO): Cdc73/Paf1 complex
Molecular function (GO): protein binding
Source: RefSeq, a predicted model, not a curated record
UGAAUAUCUCCACUGAAAUCUUUCAACGAUAUGAGUCUCGCAUAUUUACUCUCUCUCGAGGCCAAAGAUCCCCACUCGGACGCGAUAUGGGGCGUGCACUCGUCGCCAAGCUCGCAAGUUAUCUCGGUGUCUGCCUCUGGUCAAGUUCAUGCGUAUGACUCGACGUCGGGACAACUCUCAAUCUCUGCUCCUGCACAUACUCUGGGUAUCGUUAGUCUUAGCGUCAGCCCGGACGGAAAGCGCGCGCUCUACAACACCAUCGAGGGAUUAACGUGCCUAUGGGAUCUUGAGAAGAACGAGCUGGCUGGGCGAUGGGAGAGUUAUCAGAGGAAAGGCCAUGGGGAACCAGCUUGGUCUGUGUCGUUAAACCCGAUUGGAGCGACAUAUGCUGCGACUGGCGGAGGAGGGAACGUCAGCAUCCAUUCAGCGGAUCCGUCGAGCUUUGGCGAGCCGCAAGCUAAAUUAUCGAGCGGGAGGAAUAAAUUCGGGAUGUUCUGCAAACAUAGUCCGGACGGUGCGCGCCUUGCGCUAUCCUCCGAAACCGGCCAGAUAUACAUCUUCGACCUCGCAUCCUCUCAGCUGACAGCGACCUACACCUCACACGCAAUGGCUGUUCGCUCGCUUGCAUGGAGUCCGGAUUCUCAGCUACUUCUGUCCGCGUCAGAAGACAAGCGUCUAAUACUCCAUGAUGUACGAGGCGCAGGCGCCAAAGGCGGCGGCGCUGUUGCCUCACUCACGGGACACACCUCGUGGGUCCUCUCAAACGAUAUCUCCCCUGACGGUCGACUGGCUCUAUCCGGGUCCGCGGAUCGCACAGCGAAGUUGUGGGACCUGUCCUCCCGGGCAUGUGUAUCGACGAUUCAGGACCCGUGCGCCGGUGAGGUGUGGUCGGUGUCGUGGCAGAGGGGCCCUACGACAGGAGGUGCGAGCGGGUUCGUGACGGGUGGUGAGGAUGGUGUAGUGAGGUGGUGGAGGGGAGCGGGGGCUGCUUAGGAACGUGAGUCGCAAUGAGAGACGUGCCCUUCUGCGGGUUUGUAGGACAGUACUUGUAAGACAAAUCUGUCCAAAAUGCACAGAUAGUGCGUCACGUUUCCUACAAGCGAGUAGCCUCAGUCCCUACGCUUAUGUUCGCGCUCAAUUCGAGCCCCUGGUAAUGGGGUGACUUGCCCUGC